This is a messenger RNA of Tarenaya hassleriana, 1236 nucleotides long. Its product is annotated as protein EXORDIUM-like 2. Bases 86 to 1003 code for a protein of 305 amino acids. The transcript has a single exon. Lineage: Eukaryota; Viridiplantae; Streptophyta; Magnoliopsida; Brassicales; Cleomaceae. The record is from RefSeq and is a predicted model, not a curated record.
CUCAUGCAUCCAUAUCCAUAUCCAUAUUCAUAAUCUCUCUCUCUCUACAAGUUACGACUGUUGUCUUCUUGAUCCUCUCUCAUUAAUGGCUUCUAUUAACCGUUUUGCCAUCCUCCUCGCUCUCUUCGCCGUCACCGUUGAUCUCUCCGCCGCCGCGUUGGUGGAGGAGCAGCCUCUGGUGCUCAAAUACCACAACGGCGUUCUUCUGAAGGGUAACGUUACCGUAAAUCUCAUAUGGUACGGCAAGUUCACCCCGAUCCAACGGUCCAUAAUCGUCGAUUUCAUCCGCUCGCUCAACCACCCCGCCGCAGUACCUGCCCCCUCCGUCGCGGCGUGGUGGAAAACGACGGAGAAAUACAAAGGCGGCGCGUCGACUCUACUCGUCGGGAAACAGCUCCUCCUUGAAAACUACCCUCUCGGAAAAUCGCUCAAGAGCCCCCACCUGAGAGCCCUCUCCACCAAGCUUAACGGCGCCGUGAGGUCCAUCACCGUCGUUUUGACGGCGAAGGACGUCGCGGUGGAGGGAUUCUGUAUGAGCCGGUGCGGGACCCACGGUUCCACCGGCACGUCGGCGCGUCGUGCGGCUGGUUCAGCCCACGGCGGCGCGUUCGCGUGGGUUGGAAACUCUGAAACCCAGUGCCCGGGGUACUGCGCGUGGCCGUUCCACCAGCCGAUGUACGGGCCACAGACGCCACCGUUAGUGGCGCCUAACGGCGACGUCGGAGUUGACGGGAUGAUCAUAAACCUCGCGACGCUUCUGGCGAACACCGUCACGAAUCCGUUUAACAACGGUUACUUCCAGGGCCCACCAACGGCGCCAUUAGAGGCCGUCUCGGCGUGCACGGGAAUAUUCGGGUCGGGUGCAUACCCGGGUUAUCCAGGUCAGGUGCUCGUGGAUAAGGCGACCGGGGCGAGCUACAACGCGCACGGGCUCGCCGGGAGGAAAUAUCUCCUGCCGGCGAUGUGGGAUCCGCAGACCUCCACAUGUAAGCCUCUCGUAUGAUGUGCCAUCGGGAGAUGGACACGUGUCAAGAAUCUACGGAGUUACGGCGCGGCGCGCGUGGCCUUCCGUGUAGAUAUAUCUGGGCUUUGACGGGUCGGGUCCUGGUGGGGUUUCGGGUUUGUUUUGUCGCAGUGUAUGACGUGUAAAUUCCUUAGUCGGAAAUUGUGAAAUAAAAUGCAUAUAUAUGUAAUAAAAAUGAAUUUAAUAUUGCAGGCCAUGGAUUAGCUCCGAAA